Molecule: messenger RNA, 300 nt
Organism: Gongylonema pulchrum
Lineage: Eukaryota; Metazoa; Nematoda; Chromadorea; Rhabditida; Gongylonematidae
Source: the annotation of a GenBank genome assembly
GUUGAGGCACGUCGUGAUUUGCUCAACAAAUCGGUGCUCUUUCAUACUCACUACAUGGAAAUCACGGAAUGGUACGGGCGAAUGGACGUGAAAAACAGUGAGUACGAGAGAGUGUCGGGAAGUAUCCAGGAAGGUGAACGCCGCAAGGAGGAAUGGAUGAAUGAAAGUGAUGCAACGGCACAGGCUUUGGAACACCAAGCUCAAAUGAUGAACAUUGAUAAUCGGGAAACGGUUGCUGUAAUUCAACGUCUAAUCAACGAUAUUGGUACAUUUUUGGUUCUUAUCGUCGUCACUGGUUGA